Zonotrichia leucophrys gambelii is the source of this 522-nucleotide messenger RNA. RefSeq names its product mesogenin 1 (gene MSGN1). Lineage: Eukaryota; Metazoa; Chordata; Aves; Passeriformes; Passerellidae. The record is from RefSeq and is a predicted model, not a curated record. Gene Ontology annotation, molecular function: protein dimerization activity; DNA-binding transcription factor activity, RNA polymerase II-specific; RNA polymerase II cis-regulatory region sequence-specific DNA binding. Gene Ontology annotation, biological process: regulation of transcription by RNA polymerase II; mesoderm formation. The transcript has a single exon. The coding region runs from base 1 to 522 and encodes 173 amino acids. Gene Ontology annotation, cellular component: nucleus.
AUGGACCAGCUGCACGAGACAUUGAUCAACAUGGAAGAUGCUCUGGCUUCGGAACACCCCGCCUGCUUGUCGGCCUGGGACUGGAAAAGCUCCGCUGGGCCUUUCGAGCUGCACCCCAUCUCGCCCCCGCACAGCCUGUCCCCGACGCCCUCCUUCGAAUCCUACUCCUCGUCCCCGUGCCCGCCGGCGGCCGAGACGCCCUACAGCAGCGGCGGCGGCGGCAGCGGCCUGGCGGGCUACGGCCUGGUGGAGUUCCCCGCCGCCUACCUGCCCAGCCCCGGGCAGGCCCGGCUGCCCAAGGGCACCAAGGUGAGGAUGUCGGCCCAGCGGCGCAGGAAGGCCAGCGAGCGGGAGAAGCUGCGCAUGAGGACCUUGGCGGACGCGCUGCACACGCUGCGCAAUUACCUGCCCCCCAUCUACAGCCAGCGCGGCCAGCCCCUCACCAAGAUCCAGACCCUGAAGUACACCAUCAAGUACAUCGGCGAGCUCACCGAGCUCCUCAACGGCGUCAAGCGGGCGUAG